Molecule: messenger RNA, 2908 nt
Organism: Daktulosphaira vitifoliae (grape phylloxera)
Lineage: Eukaryota; Metazoa; Arthropoda; Insecta; Hemiptera; Phylloxeridae
Product: kinesin-like protein KIF12
Exons: 15
Coding region: 177-2231 (684 amino acids)
Biological process (GO): microtubule-based movement
Molecular function (GO): microtubule motor activity; ATP binding; microtubule binding
Source: RefSeq, a predicted model, not a curated record
UACCCUCAAUUCAGUUACCAAGUGCCCGUUAACACAAAACACUCGCACUUUCUUUUUAUAAUAUUCGCUUGUAAUUUUUAAAAAAAAUAAUAUGCUAUUUUAAAUAUCAUACCAUAGUCUUAAAGAUCAUUAAGUUUUAAUUAUUAAUAACAAUUUAAUGAUUGAGCAAUGGAUUAAUGGCAGACAUGGUUAUGAAGGUGACAUCGAAAUAUAGUGACGAUUCUAUUUCAUCACUUAACAAAUUGGAUCAGUCCAAUGAAUCACUAAACCGAUCUUUUAAUGAUCUUGGAGAUCAAGAAAAUGGAAUCUAUGUUGUUGUCAGGGUGCGACCUAUAAGUAUCAAAGAAAAUAAAGCUAAUGAAACAUCAGUUGUAUCAUUUCCAGGAAAUGGACGUAUAGUGGUCGAGAGUUUACCAUCAAUUGGGGGAUCCAAUGGGCCCAAAAACAAGUUAUUUUCUUUUAACGUUGUUUUUGAACCAGCAUCUAACCAAGAAGAUGUCUUCCAGUAUUCCGGUAUUAAAAAACUUAUAGAAAUGGCGGCUGAAGGAUUUAACACAACAUGCUUUUGUUACGGUCAAACAGGCAGUGGAAAAACUCAUACUCUUACAGGUCCACCAGGGAUGUUUUUUCAUAAGCGGAUUGAGCCAUUUUCAAAGAAUCACGGACUUGUCUUUCGAUCAUUCAUGUAUCUAUUCCGGUUGUUACAACAGAGACAAGACCAUCAUUUUGUACUCAAGGCAUCUUUCCUAGAAAUAUACAAUGAAAAAGUUAUCGAUUUACUGAAUCCGGGCACUGCCAGGAAACCAUUAGAUGUUAGAUGGUCAAGAAAAUCACGUAAUUUUUAUGUAGAUAAUUUAUUUAUGGUAGAUUGUGAAGAACUAGAUGAUUUACAAGCUGUACUAGAAGAAGGUAUGAAAAAUAGAACUGUCGGAAGCCACAAUAUGAAUGACUGCUCCAGUAGAAGCCACACAAUGUUAACAGUAUACAUAACAUCUGAACAACAAAUAUCUGAGGAUGGUGUAUUUAUAACAAAACAAGGUAAAAUAAAUUUUAUAGACUUAGCUGGCAGUGAAAUGACUAAAAAAACAAUGAGUGAAGGAAAAACUUUAGAAGAAGCAAAUAAUAUAAAUAAAAGUUUAAUGGUAUUAGGUUAUUGUAUAGCAUCAUUAAGUGACCCAAAAAAACGCAAAGGUCAUAUACCGUACCGAGAUAGCAAGCUUACAAAACUAUUAUCCGACAGUUUAGCUGGCACUGGAGUUACACUUAUGAUAGCUUGUGUUUCACCAGCACGUUCAAAUACUAGUGAAACCUUAAGCACAUUAAGGUAUGCAGCUCGUGCAAAAAAAAUCAAAGCCAAACCCGUUAUAGUAAUGGACCCUCGAGAGUCACUGAUAGUGAGUCUGAGGCGAGAGGUAGAAGCACUUCAAAACGAAAAUGAUCAUUUACGAAAGGUUUUAGAUAUUAACAAAGCAUCAGUUACCAAAAUUAAUACUGUAAAAAUGCCACACAACAUGGAAAUGGAUCGGUUGAUACAAAUGGACCCUAAAGAACUCGUAGAUCUGGUCAAACACUAUGCAAAUGAGAAUGAAGCGUUACGUAAGGAAAACGCUGAGCUGUUCAACUCCAGAGACCUAAUGCAGAGGGAUCACGAAAUAGUUUGCCGGGAAAACGAACGUUUGUUAAAGAAACUUGAAGAUGUCAACUCGGCUUGUAUAAGAUCUCCGAUUAUUCCAGCCCGUGGCCAAUAUGUAGAUAAUGUUGAGACGAAUGCUGUCAAAAGUAAUCUACUUACGGAGAAUCAAAUGUCAGAAAGAACAGAAAGAGAUUUACCGGCGGCCUACAAAAAAAAAACAGAAAAAAAAGGAAUUAGAAAAACAAAAACAACCCCAAUUGAACAGCCACGUCAUGUAUACAAAAUUGAUGAUAGCUUAAAUUCAGCUGCAUCCUCAUUAGCUUCUAUUAUUAGCCGACAAGCCUUCGACAUUCCUUUAGGAGCUAGUGCUACAAGUGGCUACAGUGAACAUCGAUCCAGCCAAUUCAGGUUACCUAACAUUGCAAAUAAUCAUAGUGAGUCUCCAAAUGGUGACAUUCAGAAACGGGAACGUCAGCGACGGAACAGUAGUGCUGAAGGAAUCAAUGAUCCUUUUGGAAGUCCUGUGUCUCCUCGUUUGUACGACUUCAAGCAUAGUAGUACACAUUCAUCAAUUAAAGCUACUGCUGCAGGCCAUUAGUAUAGAUAUCUUAAGAAAAUUUAAUAAUUAAAAAUAAGCCAUUGUACCCACAAAAUAAAUUAAGUAAGAAACACUGAAUGUAAAAUAAUGAUCAUUGUUUUAACGUAGUACAUAAAACCUCAAUUAUUUUACUUCAAGACCCGAAAAAGUUAAAUAUCAAUUUGUUAAGAGAACUUAAAAUCACUCAAUAUUGACUUCAAGACAUGUCUACACAAUUUUUUUCUUUUAAAAAACAUAUUUUAUGUAUUUUCAUUUAACUUUCUCAAAUUUAAUCAUUUUCUAUAUACUUUGAUAGUGUUUAUUAAUUGAUUAUAAUUCAUAAAAUACAACAAAUAAUAAAAUUAAUUUUAAUAGUUUGAUCUCUAUGAAUUAUAUUGUUUUAUACCUAAUAAAGAAUUGUUAAAAGACCAUUCGUCCUUUUUUCGAAUUUAAUGAAUAUAUUUAUUACAUAUAUUUAACAAAUAUAUGUAAUCAGAUAUUUUAUUUGGGUGAUACUUAUUGUCUAUUAUUACAUAAUUUGAAACGAAUAGAUUCCUAAAAACCUAAUAAUUAACUUGUAUUGUAUUGCAACAGUUGGAUUCAAUAACUCGAUAAAAUUCGGGUAUUACAGCCCAGUAAAGUUUUGAUAUAUAUUAUGACAAAAUUUAUCGAAUAGAAAUUAUUAUUUAGAUUAUAAC